AUGUCGAGCGUCGACAUCCCUGGCAAUCUCAGCCUGGCGGCUGAUCCGUCGCAGGCCAGCUCCCACUCCACAAGCUGGAUAGCGGAGCAUACCAUAGUCGCGUGCCUCAUCGGAAUCGCGUGGUACAAUGCAUUGGAGCUGAUUGUCCUGUGCUUCACCACCUUCAAACGCUAUGGAGGCUGUUACUUCUGGUGUCUCCUCAUCUCUUCCUUCAGCAUCAUCCCGUUCGGCCUCGGAUACCUCCUCAUAAUCUACAACAUCUACAGCAACCUCUUCCCCGUAGUGAUGGAAUUGAUCGCCUGGGUAGGGAUGGUGACUGGCCAAUCCCUAGUCCUCUGGUCACGACUACACCUCGUCUGCCACAAUCAAAACGUCCUCCGCGCCACCCUUGCCAUGAUCAUCGUCGACGCCAUCAUAUUCCACGUCCCAGGCUCCGUCCUCGAACUUGGCAGCCACUCGAACAAAUCGUACCUCUUCAUGCGCGGCUUCGACAUCUUCGAGCGCAUCCAAUUGGUUGGCUUCUCCAUCCAAGAAAUCAUCCUCUCCAUUAUCUACUCCUAUGAAGCCGUGCGCCUACUCAACCUCCGCCCAAGAAGCCAGUACCGAGGCACACUCGUCCAGCUCCUCAUCGUGAACAUCGUCAUGAUACUCAUGGACGCAGCCGUCAUCGGAGUCCAGUACUCCGGUCUCUUCGAUAUCCACGUCACCCUCAAGGCAAUGGUCUACAGCGUCAAGCUGAAGCUGGAAUAUGCAAUCCUGGGCAAGUUGGUCGUAAUCACCGAAAUGAGUGGCAGCAACUCCGCCCCGACCGAUCUGUCCGAUUUCGUGGAUCUCUCUUUCCACAAUAAUUCAACGCCGCAGCCUGAUAGCGAGAGCCAGGCUCGGCCCCUCGAUCACCCUGAGUAUGGUGUUCAUACUCGUGUGCGAGUCUCUUCUAAGGGCUCCUCUCAUGAUCCGCUACGACGUAGUCUCUCUGCUGCUCCGAGUCCGAGUUCGAGUAACUCGGGCUCAUGA
Molecule: messenger RNA, 1014 nt
Organism: Penicillium canescens
Lineage: Eukaryota; Fungi; Ascomycota; Eurotiomycetes; Eurotiales; Aspergillaceae
Exons: 1
Coding region: 1-1014 (337 amino acids)
Source: RefSeq, a predicted model, not a curated record